Molecule: messenger RNA, 1059 nt
Organism: Scophthalmus maximus (turbot)
Lineage: Eukaryota; Metazoa; Chordata; Actinopteri; Pleuronectiformes; Scophthalmidae
Gene: hddc2
Product: HD domain containing 2
Exons: 6
Coding region: 81-743 (220 amino acids)
Cellular component (GO): cytoplasm
Molecular function (GO): 5'-deoxynucleotidase activity
Source: RefSeq, a predicted model, not a curated record
CGCGUCUCAUUCAGGUUCAUUUGGUUGUUUUGCCGCCAUCUAGCGGCAACGUUGACUACUACAUACUACGGCAGACAGCAAUGGCGGCCCCCAUGGAGACAACAGCCGGCAUGAGCAACAUGCUGAAAUUCAUGAAUCUUAUCGGACAACUCAAAAGAGUUCCGCGGACCGGCUGGGUGUACAGGGACGUGAAGAAACCAGAGAGUGUGUCAGACCACAUGUACCGCAUGGCCAUGAUGUCUCUGACCAUCACUGACCCCGCGGUGGACAAGGACAGGUGUAUAAAGCUGGCUUUGGUGCACGACAUGGCGGAGUGUAUUGUGGGAGAUAUCGCACCACCAGACAACAUCAGUAAAGCAGAGAAACACAGGAGAGAAGAGGAAGCGAUGAGACAUCUAACAGCUCUUCUGCCGGAGGGCCUCAAACAGGAGAUUUAUGCGCUGUGGGAGGAAUACGAAAGUCAGAGCAGUGCAGAGGCCAGGCUGGUAAAGCAGUUUGACCUGCUGGAGAUGAUCCUGCAGGCUCACGAGUACGAAGAGUUGGAAGGAACGCCCGGGAGGCUUCAGGAGUUCUUUGACUCCACCGACGGUCGUUUCGACCACCCGGACGUGCUCCGACUCGUCAGCUCUCUGAAUAAAGAGAGAGGCCGUCACAUGGCCACAACUGAUGGCACAAGGAGUCCUGGGGACUUGCAGACCGCCGAUGUAGUAUCUGCACAGACACACACUUCACACACACCCUGACUGUAACACACAAACACAAGAUCCUCCUUAUUGGAGGGACAGAGACACUGGACUCAGAACAUGCGUACAAGCAUACACAACUGAGUCACAUGACCAGACACUGUACAUAAUCGCAAGUGGGAAACUGAAUUUGAAGAAUUUCAAUUGUCAUCUACAGUUUAUCCUUCUCUUUUACGUCUGUGUGUCUGUCGAGUGACUUUUGAUGUUGAGUUCACUGCUGCAGAGUAAAAUCUAUGCUGUCAUGGAAAGUACAGUAUCAUAAUCAGCAGGUUCAGUCACAGUUCUGUGUUUUUUUUAUUAAAACUGUCACACUUGA